Molecule: messenger RNA, 1115 nt
Organism: Raphanus sativus (radish)
Lineage: Eukaryota; Viridiplantae; Streptophyta; Magnoliopsida; Brassicales; Brassicaceae
Product: alpha carbonic anhydrase 8-like
Exons: 7
Coding region: 12-935 (307 amino acids)
Molecular function (GO): zinc ion binding; carbonate dehydratase activity
Source: RefSeq, a predicted model, not a curated record
UUGAGUUUGUUAUGUAUACAACUCUAUUUUCUUCAUCUAGAACACUUUUAAUAUUUAAGAUAUUUAACUUAUUUUCAUCUCUUUUAUCAAGACAUAGGCAAAAGAAAAUGAAGAUAUCAUCAACUGGUUGCAUCUUUCUCCUUAUCAUCAUCUCCAUUGCCGUUGUUUUGAGUGCACCACCAGGGGGAGAAGUUGAGGACGAAACCGAGUUUAGCUACGAGGCAAAAGGACCCAAGGGGCCAGCGAAAUGGGGGACACUAAAGAAAGAGUGGAAGUUGUGUGGAAUUGGAAAACUGCAAUCUCCGAUUAAUCUUACGGACGAAAAUGUCAAAGUUACUAGUAAACUUGGAUCUCUCCGAAGCCGGUAUUUACCUUCCAAUGCCACUAUUAAGAACAGAGGACAUGAUAUCAUGUUGGAAUUUAAAGGAGGGAAUAAAGGUAUUGGUAUCACUAUUCGUGGUAUAAAAUACAAACUUCAGCAGCUUCAUUGGCAUUCUCCUUCCGAACACUCAAUCAAUGGCAAAAGGUAUGCUCUUGAGGAACACAUGGUUCAUCAGAGCAAAAGUGGACGUUUCGCUGUUGUCGCGUUUUUAUACAAUAUUGGGGAACCUGAUCCUUUUCUUCUUUCGUUGGAAGAACAUUUGAACAAGAUAACUGAUACACACGAGUCCGAGGAUUAUGUCGGGAUGAUUGAUCCCAAAAAACUCACUUUCGAAUCAAAACAACACUAUAGAUAUCUUGGAUCACUUACAACUCCUCCAUGUUCUGAACCUGUUAUUUGGUCUGUUUCCAGAAAGAUUAGGACCGUAACAAGUCAGCAAGUGGAGCUUCUCCACGUGGCUGUACAUGAUGCUUCUGAUACAAAUGCUAGGCCGCUUCAGCCAAUCAAUAAGCGCGUGGUGCAUUUAUACAUACCACCAACGGAGAACAAAUAAGUCUGUAUUAAUUUGAUGUCAACAGAAAACGAGUCUGUCAAAUUUAAGCAAAAAAAAAAACAGAAAACGAGUCUGUAUUAACCUAUACGCCAUUCGCUAUGUUGCACCAAAAAACUAUAUUAUUUUCUCAUAUAAUGUAAAACGGGUCUGACAUUACAUGUAGUUUAUCGAUUUGCGCUA